AUGGAUGAGGUUGGCUCCUCGCCGGGCAGCCUGAGCUCGCCUCCUCAUUCGCCCGAGCAGGGCAAUGCAAACAGCAGCUCUGCGACCCGCGUCCUCAGCAGUGGUGGCGGUGGUGGUGUUGCUGGAAACACUAGCUCCCCCACACCUGCAUCUACCGCGCCCGCGCCUAGACUGACUGCAGCCGGUACCGUUAGGAAGAAGCCAGGUCCCAAGCCAAAACCAAAGGACCCAAAUGCCCCAGAGAAGAAGCCUAGGAAGCCCAGAAAGACUGCGGAGCUUAAGGAUCCCGCUACAGAACCCGUAGUGCGCAAGAGAAGGACAAAGGCAUCACUCGAGGCACAAGCAUCACCAAUAGCAAUUAAGGAUGAGCCAGUGCAGCACCAACCACAACCACCGCCGCCUCCACCACCACCACAACAACAAUCACUUCAUCAACAUUUCGCACCAACUCCACCACCCCCGAGGCCCAGUGACUUUGCUGCUGGACGUUCAUCGGAGUCAGCGGUACAGGCCAUCCAGUCUGUUCAACCAGUCCAGCCUGUGGCUGUUCAGUCUGCACGUGUUUUGAGCAAUCCGGAGCCCUUGCACAACAACCCAAAUCUAUCCCAUAUCAAUACGGCCCCUUCGACACCACGUCCCGCCAGCUCAGGUCAACGGUAUGAUCCAAUUCGUGGCGGUCUGUUCGAGUCGAAGCCCCAGAGUUCCUCCAGUGUCCCGCCGCCUGUUUCUCCUCCCAUGAAUCGCGCGAGCGCGUCGCCGUCCAUCACAAGUCUCAUCGACCCCCCUUCUGUUUCCCAUUCACAUUACGCGCAGGCCCCUAGGCUACAGCAGCAUCCUUCUGUCACCUCGGCACCCGCGUCCCCUGCUGCACCUCCUCGCCCCGGCCCGCUCCUUCCCCACGUGGACCAGCAACAGAAUCUGUCACCACAGGCUCAGCACCGAUCUCCCCAGGCCACUUUGGCGCGUCCAUCUGCAGGUGUAGGCGAAUCCACGCCAAUGGAUGUAGAUUCGGACUCUGCCUCCAAGGUCUACUCUGCCGUGCCUAUGAAGAAGAGUGAGUCGGGCACGGGAACACCGUCCAACUCGAAUGCGCCAACGCCUCCAGUGAAGCCUGUGCGGCAGAAAGAGGCACCGCCACCCCUGCCAACUGGAAGUGGCCUUCUCUCCGGAACACCUUUCGGCCCCGUGAACAAUGGUUCAAAUGGAUCAACCGACGCGCAGGGCGUCAAUAUCUGGCUCACCUUCCCUUUACGAGGACAAAACAACGUAACCAUCAAUUUCGCGCAAGAGGUGGAGAAGAAGUACGGCUUCGCAGCCUUGCAUCCAAAGAUUGCCGCUCGCAAAGAGCGUCUGCGUCAGGUCACCGCGGCCGGUGCGGCGCUCGAGAAGGCUGCCGGGGCUGGCUCUAAUGACGACAUGUCCUUGGAUCUUUCUGAGCCAGAGAGCAAUGUUGAUAUGGGUGGUAUGGACGACGAGGGAUCUGCAGCCGGUAAUGGUGUCAAGCGAAGGCGCAAGAGGAAGCAAGAGGAUUACGAUAAGGAGGACGACUUCAUCGAUGACACGGAGUUGGCCUGGGAGCAGUCGGCGCUCAUGGCCAAGGAUGGUUUCUUCGUCUACAGCGGCCCGCUCGUGACCGAGGGUGACAAGCCUGCAGUUGAGAGGGCGGAUGGUACUGUCAGGCGAGGACGCGGUCGCGGACGGGGUGGCACAGUCCGUGGAGAGGCAUCCGGACGAGGUAGAGGACGCGGUGGAGGCCCAGGCUCGCGUGGAGGUAACAUAUCUCGCAAGCCGCGUGUGACCAAGGCCGAGCGCGCCCUCAUGGAGCAAGAAAAGCUUGAGCGUGAAAAGAUGGGCGCAGCUAUGGCUGCGAAACAGCCGCUGGGACAAGCGAGCGCUUCGGCGUUGUAG
Aaosphaeria arxii CBS 175.79 is the source of this 1908-nucleotide messenger RNA. RefSeq names its product HPC2-domain-containing protein. NCBI's taxonomy places the organism in Eukaryota, Fungi, Ascomycota, Dothideomycetes, Pleosporales. The record is from RefSeq and is a predicted model, not a curated record. The transcript is spliced from 2 exons. Bases 1 to 1908 code for a protein of 635 amino acids.